Chrysemys picta bellii (western painted turtle) is the source of this 3259-nucleotide messenger RNA. The record is from RefSeq and is a predicted model, not a curated record. NCBI's taxonomy places the organism in Eukaryota, Metazoa, Chordata, Testudines, Emydidae.
UGCACCCAGUCUCUCCUGUCAGCUUGUCAGAGCAUUCUGAGUCAGCAGAGUCCUUGAAGGGAGUGGGGCGGGAGAAGGAGGGUUAGCUCCAUGGAGAGAAUGGUGUGAGCUAAGCACAGGACUGAGAGCCUGAAUUUGAAUCAUGAGUUUUAAUUAUUUUAAGCAAGUCACUUUGUACCUCAGCUUCACUAUCUGUAAAAUGGGAGUAAUUAUGAUCUUCUGUGGUAGGGAGUUCUGUGGCUAGGGACCCUCCCCCUGGAUGGACACAGACACACACAGAACCUGUCCCUUGCCCCAACACAUCAGACCCUGGGCUCUGUCAGCCACAGCUUCCUAGAAUGAUAUGGUAGAGAGCACAGUGACAGGCAUUCUGACUUAACCAAGCCAUAGACCAUUGUGGGCUUUAAAGAUGUGGAACUUAACUUUGAAAUUAGAUCUGGGAAUGGACUGGUAGCAAGUUUACAAUAUCUGUGUGAUGGGUCUACCCAACCUACUUCAGCCACCACUGAGAAACAGCCACCCCUGGGGAGGAACACAACAUUUACUUAACAGGACACAGCCACAUUGCAGAACAAUUUAGGGUGAGAAGUGGGGAAGAGCACUAUUGCCAUAUGAAACUGCACAGGGAAUUCAGGGAGGAGGAAUGUAAUCAUUAAUUAUCAAAAGUUGAAUUUUAUCACAGCACCACAUUGAUAUGACACCAUUGAGAAGGCAAUUAGAUAACUUAAGCAGGGAAUCAGACUUUUGAAAUAAUCUUCCACCUCCCUUAUCAGCAUAUUUGCUUUUUUUUUUUGAACUACCAAAAAAUUCAUCAGAAGGAGGAAGCCUGCCAAACAGUCUUGGGGCCACUCGAUGAUCAAGGUGCUAAAGGAGCACUCAAGGAAGACAAGCCUGUGACAAGGAGCUGUAGAUGUAACCCAAAUAGAUAUCUGGCACAACCUCAAAAUGAAUAAUGGCUCAAGGGACUGGAAUGUGAGAUGGAGCCUGUAAACCACCAGUUCAAAUUUCACAAAGGUUGCUAUGGACUCAAAGUCAUUUCCACUUGAUGGUUGUUCAGUGGCCUAUGUAAAACACGGUGUGGGGGUGUCACACUGUCUGGAGUGGCUCACAGCUGUGAGUGGUUCCGUGAGGGCAGACAUCCCAAACUGGUGAUCUCGUAUUGAAUAUCAUGGCGUAAAUUGAACGUGGCACACAAGCAUGUUGACGUUUACCCCUUUUGGGCAUGUUUCAGUUAGUGACGUCGUACCCCUUCCGCUCGAGGCUGUGCCAACUGCAGCGAUCUGUGGCUAAAAGAAGGAACUUUGAAAUGAAAAGCAAGUUCUUCUGGUACUCCAACUGUGGCCGAAAUAAACGAGCAAAAUAUUGUGACACUUCAAAGUGAGGAUGAACAAUCACAGUCUUUUGUUGCCGAAAAAUCUGUUAGUACUAGUGAGUUAUCCAAGGUGAAAGAAUUUCCACCGAAGUAUAUCAAAAAACAAGAAGAAGAAGGUGUUAAAAGACCGAAACGAAAGUAUGAUGAAAAUUAUUUGUCUUUCGGUUUUACUUGUGUUGGAAAUAAAGAUGUUCCUCAUGCGCAGUGCGUUCGUUGUGUGCAACAAAAUACUAGCAAACAGUUCAUUGGCUCCUGCUAAACUUCGUAGGCAUUUGGAAACCAAGCAUGCUGAAUACAAAGACAAAGAUAUAAGUUUUUUCGAGAGGCAGCGUGACUCACUUGGAAAUUGUAAACUUUCAAUGAUUAAAAUUGCUAAAACAGACAACGAAGGUGCAACAGAGGCAUCUUAUCGAGUAAGUUACCAUAUAGCGCUUGCCGGAGAAGCUCACACUAUUGGAGAAACGCUUAUCAAGCCUUGCGCGAAAGAUAUUGUAAUGUGCAUAUUGAGCGAGCAGUCUGGUAAAAAAAUUGAUGCCGUACAGUUGUUAUAUAAUAAUACUGUGGCACACCGUAUUAAAGAUCUGGCUGAUAACAUAGAAAAAGAGCUAGUUUGCCGACUGAAAAUUUGCCAUGAGUAUUCAUUGGAGCUAGAUGAGUCCACUGACAUUUCAGGACUUGCUGUGCUAUUAGUAUUUGUCCGAUAUAGAUUUAAUAAUAUUAUUGAAGAGGACCUGCUCUUAUGUGAAUCUCUGCAAAGCAACAUGACUGGAGAAGAAAUAUUCAACUGCAUCAACAAUUUUAUCAGAAAGCAUGAAAUUAGUUGGGGAAAAUGUAUUGAUGUAUGUACUGACAGUGCUCGGGCAAUAAUCGGGAAGAUGAAGGGAGCUGUAAUGCGAAUCAUAAGUGUGGCACCAGAAAGCACUGAGAGCCAUUGUGUUCUACACAGACAAGCACUUGCAGUUAAAAAAAUACCAGCAUAUCUGAAAAUUGUGCUCGAUGAAGCAGUACAAAGUAUCAAUUUUGUCAAAUCUCAACCACUUCAAUCCAGGUUAUUUAAAAUUUUGUGCGAGGAAAUGGGUAGUCAGCACAAAAUGCUUCUUUUACAUACGGAAGUGAGGUGGCUAUCCAGAGGAAAAGUGCUUGUGAGGCUUUUUGAGCUUCGUAGUGAACUACUGGUAUUCUUCACUUCAGAUAAUUCAGGAUGAAAAUUUAAUGACUGUCUGACAAAUUCCUCGUGGCUAAUGAGACUUGCGCAUCUUGCAGAUAUUUUUGCAAAAUUAAAUGAAAUUAAUCUGUUGCUGCAAGGAAGGAAUAUGACCAUUUUUACUACAAUGGAUAAAAUUUUGUCGUUAAAAAAGAAACUGGAAUUCUGGGCAUCUUCUGUUGAACAGAAUAACUUCGACUGCUUCCCUACAGUACAUGAAUUUUUGACUGAAAUAAAUUCUACAGUCCAUGAAGAAUUUUCCAGCACCAUUUUCCAGCACUUACAUGACUUGCAGGCCUCUUUAUUAGAAUAUUUUCAUACAACUACUAAUGAUAAUGCUUGGGUUCAAAAUCCGUUUGUAAUUACAGCCAAACCAGUCGGCUUUACUGCGCACGAUUAUGAAAGGCUAAUUGAUUUAAAUUCUGACUCUGAUUUGAAACAAAAGUUUAAGGAUCUUCCGCUGAAUAAUUUUUGGAGCAGCCUAAUAGAAGAGUACCCUAAUGUGGCUAAACGUGCAGUUUGAGUGCUCCUUCCUUUUGCUACAACUUAUUUGUUUAAAAUGGGAUUUUCAUAUUAUACUGCAACAAAAACCAAAUAUAGGAAUAGACUUGAUGCUGCACCUGACAUGGGGAUUCAACUUUCCAGCAUUAUUCCUAAUAUUAAGCAAAUUUGUGAUAGAAAAA